GAUAUCUCCGCAACACUUAAUGGCGAUAGUUCGUUUUGUUCUCAUUCGGCGGAUCUUUUCCUCGUAAUGUGUAGAAAUUGACAGCUUCUACUGAGAAUUGUGCGUUUGAACGGACUCGAGCAGAGGUGAAGUUUUGGUUCCUUGAAUCGUGAAGAGGAGUAGAGAACGGAAACCACAUUUCUGCUGAGCUAUGGGGGCAGGAAAGAAUAACUCACGAGCUCUUCCAAACAAGCAAAAAUCUGGAGGCACCAGGACGCUCUACACUGGUGCAAAUUCUAGGAAUUUAUCUAAGAAUGAGCUUGGUGGAGUUAUAUUUGGGUGCAAGAAUUAUACAUACGAUGAAUGUGUGGAGAACAAAAUCUUUGGAUUGCCGGCACCACAUAUUUCGUAUGUGAGGAAUGUCACCCCUGGUCUUGCAUUAUUUCUUUUCAAUUACAGCAGUCGAAAGCUUCAUGGAAUUUUUGAGGCAGCUUCCCAUGGGCAGCUAAAUAUUAAUCCAUUUGCGUGGAUUACAAACGAAGGCACUGAGACUACUCCAUUUCCUGCGCAGGUCCGGAUUAGUUUUCAGAGGCAAUGUCGGCCUUUGUACGAGGAAGAAUUUAAGCCAAUCAUAGCAAGAAAUUAUUAUACUGAUAGGCUGUUUUGCUUUGAGCUCGACAAAACACAGACUACAAAACUGAUCCAAUUAUUCAUAUCGUCAUCAGUGCCAGAACCGAAGCCUCAACAACCGAAAACCGUCAAGAUGACCAAUGUAGCUGCAGCCAAGAAGAACAAUAAAUUUGGCAUUUUGUCUAGCCACGAGACUGAGGACGACACUGAGGAACUAGACCCACCAGAAUCUUCUGGAUGGCCAGAUCUGAAGCAGACUGCAUAUUCAUCUGCCUCAGGUAAUAUUGACGUCAAGUGGGAGUAUCCCUCUUCAGGUCACGACACAAACUGGUACCUUCCAGAACCUCUGGGUUUAGUUAUUGCAAAGACCGAUUCAUCUCUCCAAGAAUCAUGGGAUGAACUUGGAAAACAUGAAAGGAAGGAUUCUCUUGUGGCUGCACAUUCAUCUGCCUCAGGUAAUAUAGAUGUCGAGUGGCAGUAUCCGUCUUCUGGUCAAGACACAAACUGGUUACUACCUGAACCUUCGGGUGUAGUUAUUGGAAAGGCCGAUUCAUCUCUCCAAGAAUCGUGGCAGGAUCUCGAGAAACAUGAAUCUAAGGAUCCUUGUGUGGAAGUUCACACCCAAGACUCAUGGUCCGACUACACAAACAUGCCACAAUCAGAGAGCUUACCUUACUUAGGUGUAGAGGCUGGAGUGUCGAUAGACACAGAGUCUGAGCUGGUUAAGGUGGAUACUGAUGCUUUGAAUUGCAACAAAGAAGAUGUAAUAUCUGACAAUACUUCGGAACCCAUGGAAAAGAAUGAGGAUCUUCCUAAAAUAGAUACUAUUGCUACGUCUUCGGAAGUUGAAGCAGAUUUAAAAUCUUCUACUCAUGAGUCCAUCAUCAUUAAGUUAAUGCACGAAGUUGAGGAAUUGAAGGUGACUCAGUUGCAGCAGAAGCAGAAAAUCGAAUUCCUUGAGCAAGCAUACAAGGGCCUUUGUACGGGAACUAUCCCAACUCAUGCAAGCGAUCACAUGGAUAUAAAGAACUCCAAAUCAGCUAGUCUUCCGUCAGACGAUAAUGUUUUCAUAGUUGGAGGUUAUGAUGGAUGUUCGUGGCUUCCAGAGUUGAGUUCAUACUCACCAUCUCUGGACCAUAUUAUUCAACUUUGUCCAAUGACUUUUACGCGGACAUACAACGGCAUAGCUCAGCUCAAUGGUGAACUCUAUGUCUUUGGUGGUACUGGUACUGGUACUCAUAAUAAAGAAUGGUUUGACACAGUUGAAUUGUACAAACCUACAUAUAAUCAAUGGUUCCAGAGGCCUUCUUUAAAUAAACCAAAAGGAAGUUUAGCAGGUGCAUCCUUGGGUGAGAAAAUUUACGCCAUUGGUGGCGGAAGUGGAUCCGAAUGCUACUCCGAGGUGGAAGUAUUUGACAUAAACAAUGAUAGGUGGAUCUUCACUGAGCCUAUGCUCGAAAAGCGUUUUGCACCGGCUGCUACUACUAUUAACGGUGCAAUCUAUGUUGCUGGUGGCUAUGAUGGGAGAGUCUACUUAAGGUCUGUCGAACGAUUUGAUCCUAGAGAAAAAGCUUGGACUGCAGUUGCAAGCAUGAACUCAAAGAGAGGAUGCCAUUCUUUGGUCACAUUCAAUGAAAAAAUAUAUGCUAUGGGCGGCCACAACGGAACCGAGAUGGUGUCUACAACUGAGGUGUUCGAUCCGCGCACCGGGUCUUGGGCUAUGGAUGAACCCAUGCAUUUCGCGAGGGGAUAUUUUGGGUCUUUUGUGCAUGGGGGGAAGAUAUAUGUCCUCGGGGGCGUGAUGGAUAAAGUAAUAUUGAAUAGAGUCGAGUGCUAUGAAGAGGGCUUAGGGUGGCGAAAUGCUGGGCUCGCCGGUGCCGGUAGGAGAUGCUUCUUCUCUGCCAUUGUUAUGAAAUGAAUGGCAAACUGAUGGGACUGUAUCCUUAGGUAUGUUCGUCUUCUUUUUUUCUCUUGUUGGCCUGAACUCCAUGAAAAUGGUUGUAGGCCCUUGUGGCUUGAUGCCUUUGCUAAUAUACAAUGCAUGCAUGAUCUUCUUUUGAAUGCU
Messenger RNA from Andrographis paniculata, 2674 nucleotides. RefSeq lists its product as uncharacterized. NCBI's taxonomy places the organism in Eukaryota, Viridiplantae, Streptophyta, Magnoliopsida, Lamiales, Acanthaceae. The transcript has 12 exons. Gene Ontology annotation, molecular function: protein binding. Bases 191 to 2527 code for a protein of 778 amino acids. Gene Ontology annotation, biological process: response to endoplasmic reticulum stress. The record is from RefSeq and is a predicted model, not a curated record.